UACUGUCCAGGUGGGCCUGAUUCAGAUUUUGAAUACAGCAGUCAAUCAUACACUGGCUACGAGCCAACUUCCAUGAGAGCAAUCAGAGCGAGAUAUGAUCCAUACCUUCAAACAAGGCAUAGAAUUGAACAGUUGAAACAGUUAGGUCACAAUGUGGACAAAGUAGAGUUUAUCGUGAUGGGUGGCACUUUUAUGUCCUUGAAUGAAGAAUACAGAAAUUAUUUUAUCAGAAGUUUGCAUGAUGCGUUGUCUGGUCAUACAAGUGGAUCAGUAGAAGAAGCUAUAAAGUAUUCUGAACGCAGUGUCACACGAUGCGUUGGCAUUACCAUAGAAACCAGGCCCGAUUACUGUUUAAAAAAACAUUUAUCUGAUAUGCUAGGAUAUGGAUGUACCAGACUUGAAAUUGGAACACAAAGCAUAUAUGAAGAUGUUGCUAAAGACACGAACAGAGGACACACUGUGAAAGCUGUUUGUGAAUCAUUUGAAAUGGCUAAAAAUGCCGGUUUCAAGGUCGUAUCCCAUAUGAUGCCUGACUUGCCCAAUAUUGGCAUGGAAAGAGACAUUCAUCAAUUUGUCGAGUUUUUUGAAAAUCCAUUAUUUCGUCCCGAUGGUAUGAAAUUAUAUCCAACGCUAGUGAUUCGAGGCACAGGCUUAUACGAACUAUGGAAAAGUGGUCGAUACAAAAGUUAUUCUCCCAAUUUACUCGUUGAUCUAAUUGCCAGGAUACUAGCUCUGGUGCCGCCAUGGACGAGGGUUUACAGAGUUCAAAGAGACAUACCAAUGCCGUUAGUAAGUUCUGGAGUUGAACGUGGCAACCUCCGAGAGUUAGCCCUAGCACGUAUACAAGAUUUAGGCAACAGAUGUCGAGACAUAAGAACUCGAGAAGUAGGCAUACAAGAAAUACACAGCAAAGUCAAACCAUACGAGACUGAGUUGAUUCGUAGAGAUUAUGUGGCAAAUGGCGGUUGGGAAACAUUCUUAGCAUACGAAGAUCCUCAUCAAGACAUUCUGAUCGGUUUAUUGCGACUUAGAAAGUGUUCAAAUACUUUCAGAACCGAAUUGAAAGAAUCGUGUUCUUUAGUGAGAGAGUUACAUGUUUACGGAAGCGUGGUGCCAGUUAAUUUGAGAGACUCUACUAAGUUUCAACAUCAGGGAUUCGGAAUGUUGUUGAUGGAAGAAGCUGAACGGAUUGCAGUAAAUGAGCAUGGAUCAUCAAAAAUUGCUGUCAUAUCUGGUGUGGGGACGAGAAAUUAUUAUCGAAAAAUCGGUUAUGAAUUGGAAGGGCCUUACAUGACCAAAUUAUUAUCUUUUUCAUAA
Molecule: messenger RNA, 1317 nt
Organism: Helobdella robusta
Lineage: Eukaryota; Metazoa; Annelida; Clitellata; Rhynchobdellida; Glossiphoniidae
Exons: 16
Biological process (GO): tRNA wobble base 5-methoxycarbonylmethyl-2-thiouridinylation
Cellular component (GO): nucleus; elongator holoenzyme complex; cytoplasm
Molecular function (GO): iron-sulfur cluster binding; acyltransferase activity, transferring groups other than amino-acyl groups
Source: RefSeq, a predicted model, not a curated record